Messenger RNA from Peronospora farinosa, 450 nucleotides. Lineage: Eukaryota; Oomycota; Peronosporomycetes; Peronosporales; Peronosporaceae. The record is from the annotation of a GenBank genome assembly.
AUGACUCUCCUUCACAACAUCAUGACCGUCUCCUUCGUGACUCUAGCAGUAUUUCAACCUGGCAGUGCGAACGCCGCCAAUUGCACAGACAAGGAGCAAUCCACAAUCGACAGCGUCUACAAUGAGCUGACCAAAAGCACGACGUGUGCAGACCUCAUCUCCAACUCGGACACCACGUCGCUCGACUACUGCAACAGCAGCGACUGCAUCGCAAAGCUCAGCGCCACCGUCGACCAGCUGCCGGACUGCACGGGCGACGAUGAGAUCGAUCGCAAGACCGGAUUGCAGGCAAUUGUCACGUACUGCGCUGACGUAACGAAGGUGAUGGGCCAGUCAGCGUCUGGCGCAGGAAGUGACAUUGUCUCGAGUGCUUCGAGUGGUGUCCUGGCCGUGUGUGUUCUGGUCGCUCAACUGUCAGUGGCUCUCUAUUUCUUCGCGGGAAUGUUGUAG